AUGUUUUUAUAUUUGCGAGAAUUAUUUUUUUUAUUCGCUUUGGUCUUUACAUCGUACACAGCUUUAUUUAGCAGUUUACCGAAAAUUGGGAAGGCACCAACUCCUGUUCCCUUUUUCCAGAGAAAUUCUGAAGUUGUAGAUUAUUAUAGGGGAAAUAUAAAUGCUGCUUUUCAAAGAGCUUCUGAAGUUGAUUUAACAGUGAUUAUGUAUUAUGCUCCUUGGGAUGCAGAAUCGCAAGCGACAAGAGGUGAAUUUGAAGCUGCUGCUAAGUUUUUUAAAGACGAGGUGUUUUUUACUGCAAUAAGUUGUUGGGCUCCUACUUCGGAAUGCAAACAACAUGUGACUAGAAUUAAAACUUUUCCCGUGAUUGUUGCCUAUCCUCAACAUUCAAAAGGAAUCGCUUACCAGGGGCCUUUAAAAGCUGUUUACAUAAUACAUUUUAUAAAAACAUUAAUGAGACCAAUACAUAGAAUACUAUCAUCUGUUGAUAUUGUCCAUUUGACAAGUAAAUUUAAUAUUCUUCUAGUUGGUUGUUUCUUAUUUAGUGGAAGCCUUGGGGGACCUGGUUAUUAUACAUUUUUUUCUACUGCUAUAAAAAUAUUAGAAAAGUAUCCCUUACAAGAAGUCGGAUUUGCAGUAACAACUGAUCAAGCUGUAGCAGCUUCACUCGGUUUUGACGUAUUACCAAACAUACGUUUAUACUUAUGGAAUGAAACUCAUGAUUAUCCAGUUCAUGCUGAUUAUACAGAAGAAUCAUUAAUUAAAUGGAUAACACAAAAAUCUUAUCAAAUUGUGCAAUGGGUUUCCCCGCCAAAAGUCAAAUCUCAAAUUUUAUCACCUCUGAUAACAAAAGGGCCAACAUUAAUAUUGUUCACACCUAGAAAUCCUUUGGCAAAUGAUAAUCCAAUGUUUAACAUGUUGAAAGAAUUAACGUUGAAAUACUACAAUUGUGACAACAACACGUGGGUGAGACAUUUGUCGAAUUUCAUUGAAUUUAAAAAUAGUUAUCAAGAACUAUUUGAAACUAAAUAUGAUAAUAAGUGCGAAAUGAGAAAAAUAAAAAAGGAUUUUGAUAAAAUGUCAAUUAUCAAUAUGCCUUCUGUCGUGCCUAAUUUAUUUUAUAAUAAUAAUAGUGAAAAUACCGAUCAAGAUGUUUGCGAUGUUGAAGAUUUAAAUAUAAAAUAUUUUAAUCGUGAAUCCGAAGUUUGUUUCAGUCACACGACGAAAGUUAAAAGCGUUCUUUUAAACACUAUGAAACACAGUCACAAUUUAGAAAAUUUGCAAUUUUUAAAUGAUAAAAAAGAUUUCAAAUCACCGGAAAUGUUGUUUGAAUAUUGGGAAGAUUUUAAAUGUAAAAAUUUAGAAUAUGAAAAUAAUUAUUAUAAACUUUCUUAUCCGAAAAUUCAGAAAAUGAUUGAUUUUAAUGAUAAAAUCGAUGGUUUGGCUUGCGUUAAUAAUCGAACGUUGUCGGUCAUUGCAAUGGAUUCUUUGAUUUAUUAUCAAUUUGCCGAAGGACUUGGCGUAGAUAUAUUAAAUAAAAAAGAUAAAAGUGCAAUUAUUAUUAUUGAUAAAAAGGAAGAUAGUCAGUUUUUAAUGGAGGAAGAAAUAAAUAGGGAAAAUUUAAUAUCGUUCAUAAUAAAACACACGAAGAAAAAAUUAAAUCGAUUCCUUCGAUCGUCGCAUAAUUCAAAAUCAAGGUCAUUGACUCGUUAUCGAUUUCCGGUUAGAAAAGGUGAAAAUUGCACCCACACGGAUACGGAAUCCUGCGUGCCUGAAUUAAAUUCAAAUAAUUUUAUCGAUUUCGUAAUGAAUCCAAACAAGCGUAUCGCACUUGUAUUUGUUACUAUCGAGAUAUUUCACGUAUUUUCAGGAUUGGAUUUGCGAGAUCGACGUGAUAAUAACGAUCUUCCCUGGGAAUACACGAUGGAUCUUUUUCCAUCGAUAUUAUUUUUUCCAACUCUGAGAAAAUCAGAAAGUAGAUUGUACAGCAACGACCUUCCGUUCACAAUAAAAAAUUUAAUACAUUUCGUUUUGGCAAAUUUGGAACCGGAAGCUAAAAUUCCUGCCAUGAUAAGCCUUUGCAUAAGUUUCGAAAAACUUCAGAACGAUAACGAAGCUAGAAGAUGUAAAUCGAAAAUACAAAAACAAUGUUACGAUUAUUUAUCAUUGAUAUUAAAAGACGUGAGAAAAAUAAUGAAUCGUUGGAAAAAUUUACCGCCCACGUCAAAAUUCAUAUCGGAUUUAAUAAGAAAAAAACAAAUAUUAAUACAAAAAUUAGAAUAUUUUAAAAAUAGUCAUUUUCUAUUGAGUUCAAUAGAUAAAAUAAGUAAAAAAUCAAGAGUUUCGGCGGAUAUAUUACAAUUAUAUUUAAAAUUUUUAUCAUUGAUUAGAACUAAUACAUAUUAUUUAAAUUACGACGGGUACAGAUGA
Molecule: messenger RNA, 2430 nt
Organism: Pediculus humanus corporis (human body louse)
Lineage: Eukaryota; Metazoa; Arthropoda; Insecta; Psocodea; Pediculidae
Exons: 10
Coding region: 1-2430 (809 amino acids)
Source: RefSeq, a predicted model, not a curated record